Molecule: messenger RNA, 3307 nt
Organism: Ceratitis capitata (Mediterranean fruit fly)
Lineage: Eukaryota; Metazoa; Arthropoda; Insecta; Diptera; Tephritidae
Product: putative helicase mov-10-B.2
Exons: 10
Coding region: 331-2757 (808 amino acids)
Biological process (GO): regulatory ncRNA-mediated post-transcriptional gene silencing
Cellular component (GO): P granule; cytosol
Molecular function (GO): helicase activity
Source: RefSeq, a predicted model, not a curated record
UGAAAUUAUUCUAACGCAGCGUUUUACCAACACUGUCGACGAUGCUGCUUCGCUGCUUCGGCUUUUGUUGCAUCCAUGCAAAAUUUCAGUAUUACAGCAGGCACUAACGGAAACAGUUCAUUUCAUUACAUACGUAUAUGUAUGUGAAGUAUUUUACAUCAAGAAGCAGCAAACACCCACCUCUUCUUCAAAAAUAAAGAAGAAAAAAAAAUAGAAAAACAUUUAAUAAAUAAAUGAUUUUCGCCUUUGUUGAAUUUUGAUUAUACAGUACAUACAAACAUUCAUACAAGCAAUAAACAAUAACUGACCAUUAGCAAACCUGUCGUAAAAAUGGCGAAAAAAUCACGUAAAACAUUGUCAAUAGCCUUUGAAAAAGAGGCAAUUGGCCAAUUUCUUUUGCACCUAUACGAUCUUCAAACUGAGAAACCUGAAACCGAUUGGAGCAUUUCAAAGCAGGAAGUGCGCACUGCGUUUUUGGAAUUUUUGAAUUUGCCGGAAAAUGUUGUGAUCCGCAAACGUAUGCCGAAGAUACCGGCAAAAGAGAUUGGUGUUUUACUCCGGCGCACCGCUUACUUGAUUGAUAAGCCCAAAGGUUGUGAAUUUUUCUGCAUCAGAAUUAAAAAAUUUUUGCAAUUCAAGGAAAUUAAUGAGCUGCAUCAGGAAUUUGAAAAGAAGCUGGUAAUGUACAAUGCAGAGAAUCAGAAACUCCAUCGUUUAUCUACGAAAUCAAACUUUCACAUCACCACAGGUUUACCACAAUUCCUGCCCACGCCUGAAAUUUUGAGCUUGAAGAAGGGAAACUACCCGGAUGAGGCGCUCUGUGUAUUUUCACCAAAGUUUGCUGACUAUCUGAAUGGCGGUGGAAUUUUCACACCGGAAAAUAUGUUUGAUGCCAUGAAAAUGCUAUUGCGUAUCGAAGAUAUGAAUAUAUUGCAUAGAUAUCAUCUGCUAAUACAACGCAAUGUGAAGUUGGCUCAGUCAUCGGAUCGAUAUAUUUUCACACUAAGUGGAAAAUCUCGUCACCUCGGUUGUGCCAACGACGCUUUACUCUCUCGCUUUAAUCGUGUUAUGGUUAUCCCCGAAUGUAAAGAGACUAAUUUAUUGCCUAAACGAGAAUACUUGGAAUUCCUAAUGAGUGGUUCGCUUGAUUUCAAAUCCACUUCCAUCGCAAUUGAAACCACUUUUCUUGGUCGAAUUGAGAUGGUAGAAGGUAAGCAGGUGACUUUAGUGAUGGAUGGAAAUAUUAAAUUGGAACCGAAGCCAAGGUAUCUCAUAAUAUUUUAUCCGGCACGUGUAACGCUACGUUAUCAAUACAAUGCGUUGGAAAUUUAUAAAAAAGAUCAGGAAGUAUUGAAUCGAUUUCUUUUUCCCGAACCGUCGAAUGCGCCUACGCUGUCGGAAAUUUGCUUGUCUUUCUAUAACAAGAAUAUAGCCGCUAAUCCUGAACAGAAAGAAGCGGUCAAAAACAUUGUGUCCAUCAGUAAAAAUAAUCAUGUCUUAUCGCCAUUCGUUAUUUUCGGACCACCCGGCACGGGCAAAACAUCGAUAAUGGUCGAAACAAUAUUACAAUUGUUGCAUGAGCCCGACGCGAAAAUCCUUGUAACAGCCGGUCCGAAUUGUGCUUGCGACGAAAUCGCCUUGCGUAUUUGCAAUGCGCUUGCGCUGGGCAAAGAGCCACGCUCACAAAUAUUGGCGCGCGUCUACUGUUUUUCGCAAGAGCAACGACGUGAAAAUAUGAAUAAAUUACUACUGGAAUAUUCGAAUAUGUACGAUUGGCAUUUCUAUCCGGAUUUGGAAGUGCUACAAAGCUAUCGUGUUGUGGUAUGUACACUGAGUGCUGUCGGUAAACUGGCCAUGGGCAGUCUUAAGCAUUUCACGCAUGUUUUUCACGAUGAGGCAGGCGCGUGCUCCCUAUCGGAGUCCUUAGUCGGUUUGGUUAGUGCGCUGGGUGAAAAGUCGCAAUUAAUCAUAGCCGGUGAUCACAAACAAUUGGGUGCGAUAGUGAAAUCGGAUCGUGCCGAACAAUUGGGUUUGGGCGUAUCGCUAAUGGAAAGAUUGCUGGACCGUAAGUGCUAUGAUGUUGUUGUUGAUGGGGACAACGAACAAUAUGAACGCAGUAUACAGACGCGUUUGUGUCGUAAUUUCCGUUCGCAUCCGGCGAUCGUGAAACUUUUCAGUCAUUUAUACUAUGAGGAUAAGCUAUUGGCCAUGGCGCCCAAAGAACAAACCAAUUGGGCCGAGAACUGGAAAGUUUUAAAAGAUAAAGAUUUUCCCAUAUUAUUUCAAUCCGUACGUGGUAAAGAAGAGGUGGAUGAAGAUACUGGCAGUCUUGCUAACUGGAAAGAAGUGCUACAGGUCAUGCGCUAUGUAGAUGAUUUAUUGGAAAACGGUUUGGGUGAUGGACGCAAAUUGGAGGAGAGUGACAUUGGCAUAAUAUCGCCAUACCGCAAUCAGUACAUGACAAUCCAAGAGGAAUUGAAUGUUGCACGUAAAUUUCAAAUCGAAACCGGUUCGGCGGAGAUAUAUAGAGGCAAGGAGAAGGCGGUAAUAAUCGCAUCCUUUGUUCGUUCGAGAACUAAGUCUAUCGGUUUCCUCAAAAAUCCAAAGCGUUUGAAUGUUAUAUUAUCGCGUGCCAAAUCGCUGCUGAUCCUUAUCGGAAAUGACGAGACGCUAUCCCAACAGGGCGAUUAUGAAUUUAUCAUUAAAGAGUGCCAACGUCGUGGAAAUUUCUUACCCGAUCCGACAGCGUUUUUGUAAAAAUUUUAUGUACCGAAUGGAACAACAAGCACAACUUUUGUUGAUGACGACCACGCUUGAGUUUCAUGUAGGAGGAGCAUGGAAAUGAUGAGCGAGAUCUAGAGUUUGGUUAUUGGUUUGUCGUGAGAGGAUGGGCUUUGCUCUGAUGUGGAUUGUGGCGAAUCGUUCAUCCAUUGGAGUGUAUGGUAGAACUCGACGACGGUGUUUCUCACCCACAAUAUAAAUUCAACUUGUGCUUUUCUAUAUGGUCGUUUAGUCGAUUUCAUUAGACUCACUUUCUGCCGUCCUUGUCUCCCGUCAAUCGCACUUCUUGGAUGGCGGAGAUGUCAGAUUUUAGUCAUCAGCCAGUUUUAGGCAGCGAUGCCUUCCCAAUGAAUGCACACGACAUUCAAGUUGAGCCAGCCCUCUUCGCCCUAUUCUCGCCAUUUAAAUAAUUAGAAGUAGAAGACAAAGGAUUUAGGUGCUAAAUGGAGCGCGAAUAAAUAUCACAGCACCUUUGGCAUUUCAUUUUAUUAUAUAUAAUAUUUAUAUAAAGAUAUGCAUAUAUGUG